Molecule: messenger RNA, 489 nt
Organism: Cornus florida
Lineage: Eukaryota; Viridiplantae; Streptophyta; Magnoliopsida; Cornales; Cornaceae
Exons: 1
Coding region: 1-489 (162 amino acids)
Molecular function (GO): nucleic acid binding; RNA-DNA hybrid ribonuclease activity
Source: RefSeq, a predicted model, not a curated record
AUGGCAAGAGCUUUUUCUAGGAUUUUGAGACGCCAAGGAUCAUUACAAAAUCCAUUCCAAGUUUCAGUUCGAAAUUGCCACAGGGAACCGAUUCAAGUGGCAUGGAAAAAACCCGAAAUUGGGUGGACAAAAUUGAACUUUGAUGCAUCAUGCAAACCGGGAGGAGGAGCAAGCAUUGGAGGGGUGUUUAGCAAUCACAAUGCAAAGUUUUUACUUGGUUAUGCUGAAUCCAUAGGAAGCAGCACCACCAACACUGCCAUUGCUGAAUUGGCAGCGCUUCGAAGAGGGCUUGAAUUGGUUGUGGAGAAUGGUUGGCCUAAUGUUUGGCUUGAAGGAGAUUACAAGAUACUGGUUGAAAUUAUUGGACAAAGGAGAAAAUUUAGCAGUCCAGAAGCACAAAGUCAUGUUAGUAGUAUAAAUUUAAUAAUAGGAGUGCUUAAGAAGGCAACAGGGCUGCUCAUAAAUUUGCACAGAUGGAGCAUCAUUUGA